CAAAACCUGAGUUACGAGUACACUCGUUGUCGGGCUGUGGCUGCAGCAGUGUUUAUUACGCUCCAUUAUGGGGAGUAUAGACCAUUCUCUGUUAGUGUGUCCAGUGCUUUUUUGUUGAAGCAGAUGUUAUGCCAACACAUAACAGCAAGAAUCUCAGGCUGUAGUUCCAUUAGUAGCCACCACGGCGGGUGAGGUGAAGCCUACUGUCUGCAGGGUCAUCAUUUAUCUACAGAGGAAUAUGUCUGGGGAAACGUGUCUGGCCCAGUUUCACUCCUCCGGUGCACCCUCAUCUCCAGCCAUAAACAACAAGCCAAGGACCUGCAGUUACAGUGGAAGUAGCAUUGGAAGACUUGGCAACAAGUAUGUUCGUCUAAAUGUUGGGGGCUCACUAUACUUCGCUACUGUGCAGGUGUUGACCCGACAGGAUACCAUGUUGAAAGCCAUGUUCAGCGGACGAAUGGAAGUUUUGACUGAUAAAGAAGGCUGGGUCCUAAUUGAUCGAUGUGGAAAACAUUUUGGAACUAUUUUAAAUUACCUGCGGGAUGCUUCUAUUGUACUGCCAAACAGCCGUCAGGAAAUUCAAGAGCUAAUGGCGGAGGCCAAGUAUUAUCUCAUCCAGGGUUUAGUUGACAUCUGUCAAACAGCUUUGCAGGAGAAGAAUGACAUCUAUAACCCUGUGUGUAUCAUUCCCAUUGUCACCUCUCUGAAGGAAGAGGAGAGCCUGAUAGAGGCCUGCACCAAGCCUGUUGUGAAACUGCUUUAUAACCGAAGCAACAACAAGUAUUCCUACACAAGCAACUCAGAUGACAAUCUUCUAAAGAAUAUUGAACUCUUUGAUAAGCUGUCACUACGCUUCAAUGGACGUGUACUGUUUAUUAAGGAUGUAAUUGGUGACGAAAUCUGCUGCUGGUCUUUUUAUGGUCAAGGGCGCAAGCUAGCAGAGGUGUGCUGUACGUCAAUUGUAUACACUACAGAGAAGAAGCAGACUAAGGUAGAAUUUCCAGAGGCUCGUAUCUAUGAGGAGACAUUGAAUGUAAUGUUGUAUGAAACACAGCGUAUUCCUGACAAUUCCCUACUUGAAGCAACGAGUCGUGGCACACACAGAGGAUCUCAAAGUGAGGAUGAUGAGGUGCUGGAGCUGAGGGACCGUGUCCGCCGGAUUCACAUUAAAAGAUAUAGCACCUAUGAUGACCGAUCUUUGGGGCACCAGCCUGGCCACCGGGAUUAAAUAUAUCAGGAAUUAACUAUCAGGAGCGUUUUUUGUCGUUGCCAGCAAAUGUAUAAAACAAAAAACCUGCCUAAUUUUUCUUUAAAGGCGACAGUAGGUCUUUGGCCUUGACAACCUGUGUAAAUUAACUGUUUUUAACAAGAAAGGCUAAAACAAAUAGUGAAGUUCAAAGAGAAGUGAAGUAUAAAUAGGGCCUAGAUAGUUUUCUAAAGAAGUUAUUUUAAGUAAGACUAACUAAAGUGUGAAAUAUUUCAUAGAUCUGAUCAUAAUUGAAUUAUGAUAUUUAUAUUUUAUAAGAAUAAGGAUUUAAUUAUGUAGUAAAUCUCAGUGCCUGUUUAGCUUUGGGAUGUAUUUUGCAUCCUAGAGACACUUCUUUUAGUAAUUUUUGUGGGUUUUUUUCCCUAACUCAACAAUUCAAUUUUGCUGUGGUUUAAUGUGUAAUUGCUAUUCUAUCUGAAUUUAACUGGGUGCUGUGAUUUAGCAGUAAUGGUGGUGAACAGUUUGGUGACCUCGGAAAAGAAGUAAAGGGGAUUGUAAGUUCUAGUAAUCAAAUAGUAAAGGCAUUUUGUGUUGUAAAAUGUAUAUCAUCACCAUGGUCUCAGUCCUGUGCUUUUAGUACUUUCAGAUGGUUUUUGGUUAAUAGUAAGAACAAUUUUCUUUUAAUAAAAUGACAUGGUGAAUGAUUUUAUUUAGUUAUUUAAUCAUAGGCUGUUGUAAUGUUCUUUUUAAAUGUGGUACAGAGGCUGAUGUUCUUAUGUACUAUUAAUGUAUGUAUAUAAAAUGUGGAUACAUAUAUAAAUGUAACAACAGGUUGUCCCUAUGGAGAUAAUUCUAUGAUAUGCCUCAUUUGUGUACCAUUAGCCAGUUUUUAGUUUUUCUGCCUCUGUGAGACAAGAUGGUGAACUUACUUUGUUAAUUUCUUGCGUAUCUUUUUUAUACCAUACAGUAUAUUAGACUUUUCAGUUAUUUCAAGAAUAUUAGUACAUUUUGUUGAAACACAAACUAAGACUGAAUUCAGACAUUAAAGGGCUUCAGACCUAAUUAUUUUCAUAUUGGUUGUAAAACAGUCGUACCUUGAACUUUGAUAGGGAAUGUAAAUGUGUUUAGUUUGGUACGCUGACAAGAUUAGUUAUAUUUUGAGUCUUGCAUUCUUAGCCUGUGACCAUUGACAUGUCACAAUAAGACUCCUUUAGCACUGAUUUUUACACUAUUUUUGUAAGGAUAACAAUUGUAGUUUCCUGAUAGUUGGAAUAGCAUCCUGCCACUACUGAAUAUUUUUUGUGCUCACAAACAACACUAAAUUCAUAACAUUGUUACAUUUUACUCCCAUUGAAUAUCUCAGUGGCAUUUUUACAUUAAUACACAACUACUGCUCUUAAGUUUAUGGCUGUCUGUUUUUUUUUUUUAUUUUAUUACUUUAUUAAAUAUCAUUCCAUGCAAAUGUGAGUUCAUUCCUCAGUUUUUGUUAUGGUUUUAAUUGUGCAUUAUUUUCCAGGAAUUCUCAAACAUGUUGAACAGCAUUCAUUUUUUAACAAUGCCUUUAAAAUGACAAUUAGAUGCAUGUGAGUAUUUUGAUAGAGCAUAUUUCCAAUAAGAAAUUGAGACUGCUGGUUUUGAGUGUUAUGUAUUUUAUGGUAAUGGAGUUGCAAACACCUAAUUAGAACAGGAUUUUAAAAUGUAAGUCAUUUAGGAAGAUUAUAGAUAACAUUCUGAUCCAAAGUGAAAAAUGUCACAUAAAUUGCCCAGCUGCUCUUUGGUAGCCUGCUUUAUGAAUGACAAUUACCUAUGAUGAUUAAGAUUUGCUAGUGUAAUAAUGGAUGGUACACUGUGGAGAAAAAUAACAAUACUAUAACACAAAGGAAAAACUGUAUCCAUAUUUUUUUGUUGUUACAAAUUUUGGCUGGACUGUUCUUUUCCUCAAAACUUUUCAGUUAUUUUAAGGGUCUUCCAAUAAAGACGUACAUUUAUUUAUGAUUGAUGCACUGUGAAGACCAAGAAAUUCAUAAUAUUAUGCAGCUCAUUAAUUUGUUGAUACUAUUUCUGCAUUGGAAGAGCAACGUGCAAUCUUAAUAUUUUAAGUACUAAGGGUAUUAAAUGUUUACAAAAAUGAUUUUUCAUGGCAUGAUAGGCUGUAUAAAAUGAAAGAACACUUUACAUGGAUUGAUAAGUAUAAUUAAAGUAGACACUUGUAACUACAGUAUAUGUUCAUCUCAGAUGUAUGUCAGAGCAAAAGUGAAAUAACGACAUUAUUUUGCUACAAGACGACAAAAACUGGUUGAAUAGUUGAACAAUUGUCAGAUGAUAGCAUUUCAUUUUUAAAAAUGCAGUAUCUUUACUUCUUGAACAGCCAUUGUAUUUUGGUCUUAUUUAUUACAAUAAAUAUAUCUUUAUUAAAUCUUCAGACAACAUUUCUGUGAUUUACAAUGCGAUUGAGAUAAUACAGUUGGUAAUUUUCUAGACAUUCUCUUCCAGUGAGUGUGUAUCCUUCCUUCUCCAACCCAAGAAUCUAGAGAAAAUGAAGAUUUUCAUGUCUUCUAGAUGUAAGUGGGAGACUAGCAGUGUCUAUGUAUGGUUGCCAUAUUUGCUAUGAUACCUGACUAUCCUCUAAGACAAAUGACAGUACGUUUGCAAACACAGUUUGUUCUAACACUGCUUUUGUAUAGACAGAGGGUUUGUACGAAAUCAAUAAAAGUUGGACACUCUUAGGGAUUGUUUGCAUCAACAUUCAAGGCUUAAUUAACUUCCAUUGCUACAGAAAAGCUGUAAGUUGUUAACUCAUUACU
Messenger RNA from Polypterus senegalus (gray bichir), 4011 nucleotides. RefSeq names its product tumor necrosis factor, alpha-induced protein 1 (endothelial) (gene tnfaip1). Gene Ontology annotation, cellular component: Cul3-RING ubiquitin ligase complex. Gene Ontology annotation, biological process: proteasome-mediated ubiquitin-dependent protein catabolic process; protein homooligomerization; protein ubiquitination. NCBI's taxonomy places the organism in Eukaryota, Metazoa, Chordata, Cladistia, Polypteriformes, Polypteridae. Gene Ontology annotation, molecular function: protein binding; ubiquitin-protein transferase activity. The transcript has 7 exons. The coding region runs from base 239 to 1228 and encodes 329 amino acids. The record is from RefSeq and is a predicted model, not a curated record.